GGCGGAGCGGGGCGGGGACCCGUGGGGCUGCUCGGCCCCCGCCCGGCGCUGCGCCCCGGUCCGGAUUAGCCCCGGCCGAUGGCUCUCCUGGGUCCCGCCGCCCCGCCGGGUGGAGCGGGGCGGCCCGGCGGCCGCCGGUGAAGGCAGCGCGGUGCCGCCCCCGGGGCCGCGGUGGGCCGGGCCGGCACUGCCGGGCAGCGGCGGCGGCGGCGGCGGCGGCGCCCGCCCCGGCCCGCAGCGCACAGCGCGGCUCUACCCCGGCGGCCGGGCGGCGCGGCCCCGGGAUCGGCGGGUCCCCGAGCCCGGGGAAGAUGCUGCCGGGGUCCAUCCAGAUCUCCGGGGAGACGCUGUCGGGGGCGGAGAUCCGGGACAUCUGCGAGAGCCUGCGGGAGAACUCGGUGCGGCUGCUGUCGCUGCGGGGCUGCCAGCUCUCCGAGCGGGACUUCGGGCACGUCUGCCGUGGGGUGGCCGAGUCCCGCUCCCUCGCCCAGCUCAACCUCAACCUGGGCAUCGUCUCCAACAUCAACCGCGUCAAGCAGCUGGCCGAGGCCCUGAAGACGAACCGCUCCGUCCAGUCUCUCUUCCUCCAUGGGAGUCCCUUGACAGAUGCAGGCUUGGCCCUCCUCAACCCUGCUCUUUCCAUCCACCCCUCGCUGGUGGCUCUGGAUCUAGGAGACUGCAUGCUGGGUGAUGAAGGCAUCAACCUUAUCUGUGGGCUCCUGCCGCCUGAUGGGGCCAAGUCCGGCCUCAAAGAGCUAACACUGAGCGCCAACCCAGGCAUCACAAGCAAAGGCUGGGGACGCCUGGCCAUUGCAGUGGCUCACAGCUCACAGCUCCGCGUGCUGAACCUGGACUACAACCCCCUAGGUGACCAGGUGGCAGGGAUGCUCGCCGUCGCUGUGGCCUCCAGUCGAACCCUCGAAGUUCUGGACUUGGAGGGAACAGGACUAACCAACCAGUCAGCCCAGACCUUGCUGGACAUGGUAGAGAACUACCCCACAGCCCUACGGACACUCAUCCUGGCGGAGAACAACAUUAGUCCUGAGCUGCAGCAGCAGAUCUCUGACCUUCUCUCAGAGGGUGAGGAAGAGGAGGAGACGGAGGCUCAUGAAGUCACAGCCAGGGAGAAGAACCCCUGGAUCUGCCAGAACAAUUCCAGCUCCCAGAUGGUCCUGAUGACGUCAGGUCUCGGUGACAGCCUCUUAGCAGAAACGGAGAUGUAGCUGGGCUACCCUGCCUGCUUCUGCCGAGAAGAAGAGCACCGUGCCCACGGGGACAGCGUGUGCCCGCCGGCCGCCCGCCUCCGCUGGGCUCCCCAGCCCACUUCUCACACAUUUCACCUCCUGUCGGCGCCUCACUCGGCUCUCUGAGCGCCGGAGCCUGGUCCGAGCAAAUCUCUACACACGUCUCUGUGUUGUCACACGCCCAGUCGGCCGCUUGUGCUUGUCCCGUCGCCGCAUGUGUGUAGCUCACGCCGCUCCCCCCCACGCCCGGCUGUGCCCGCAGGGCGCAGGCCGUAUUUAUUCAGAUGUGUAUAAGAGAUGUCCUUUCUAUCGCUUGUACUGCUGUCGCGAUGAGAGUUUUAUAAAGGUCACAGACGUGGUGGCACCACUC
Molecule: messenger RNA, 1614 nt
Organism: Empidonax traillii (willow flycatcher)
Lineage: Eukaryota; Metazoa; Chordata; Aves; Passeriformes; Tyrannidae
Gene: LRRC73
Product: leucine rich repeat containing 73
Exons: 6
Coding region: 312-1223 (303 amino acids)
Molecular function (GO): protein binding
Source: RefSeq, a predicted model, not a curated record